UAUGGCGAGGAAGAACUUAUGAGGGUUCUAUGUUUGUGACACUUGAUUCGUUAAGUAGGAUAGGCCGGGUGUUCGCAGCAGGCAAAUAAAGCUCACUUAGUAUUAUGAAAUUAGUAAUUAUUUCAAGUCUUUUUCUAUUUCUAAUUUAACUUACGAGUACUUAUUGUUUCAAGUUCUUUUUGUCUAUUUUAAAUUUCACUUCAAACAUCACGCUUUUCGGAGGAAUUUGUUAAGUUUCGCAAUCGUGUGAGGUGACUUACUCGUUUGCCAAACAUUUUGAACUAGCACCGUGUCGGUCCUUCUCGUCCUUCGUCCUGCGGCUGCGGCGGCGCGGCUGUGGCUGUGACGUUACAGUUAGGAGCGCGUGUUAUUCGCGUGCUUACACAAUAUAAUGUAAGCUUUUGUAUCGCGCUGUUUCAGUCCAGCUUUGACAAAUGUGCGCGUGCGUUCUGUGGUGCCGUGCGAAAUGUCGGUCUUAGUGUUAUUGCUUGUUUCGACAGCGGCGCAUGGACUUAGCGAUGAGGAGUACUCGAGGUUCCCGCGUCUAUUUCACCUGGAUGACUAUGACACCUGCCUCUCCCAGCCUGGUGGCCUCUAUUGUGUGGGCAGUUUCCACAUUACACCAGUCACUCCAGAACACCCGACUUAUGAGUUAAUGAAGGAGUACUCUGAACAUCCUUCGAACUUCAACCGGACGGUACUUUACCGCGGCUACUGUGUCAGCUCGCGAUGUGGCACUGCGUCAGAAACAAACACUUCACUGCGCUUCGAACAAUGUGCCAAUCGUUGGGGGGAAAAGUAUGCGUUCCGACUCUCGCUUCAAAAGCUCCAGUACUGCAGAUCGUUUGCCCAGGAGUUUGCAAGGAAAAAUACACAGGAGCCGAUGGAUGAACCGCAAAAGAUAUUCCUGUCCGUCGUUUGUGCCUUAUUGUUCUUCAAUUUCAUAGGAACUGCUUAUGACUUGCUACUUGGCGACGAAAGAAAAAAGAGCAAACACUUAGUGUCGUGGUCCUUGCGCUCUAAUUGGAAUCGUCUGAUAGCUACCUAUGAGGAUGGCGACCCACGGCUCUCGGCUCUUAACCCUGUCCAGGGUGUGAGGGUGUUCCUGAUGUCUCUGACAAUACUGACCCACAGCGGCGUUAUACGUGGCUCCUUUUAUGUAUUCAACCCUCGAUUUAUUGAGGAGAUAGUCAAGUCUCCGCUACUGAUGUUGUUUUUCAAUGGCACAACUUUAAUCCAAUUCUUCUUGGUGAUGUCCAACUUCCUGCUCGCCUACAACCUGCUGCUUGCUUCAAAAACUCACGAGCUCAAAUUCAAGCACCUCCCGUUGUGUAUUUUGAAACGUAUCGCUAGGAUAACCCCUGUCUAUCUACUAGUGGUGGGAUACUCGGCAACAUGGUGGCCUUACGCCCGCAGCGGGCCCCUGUGGCCUACUCUGGUGGAGGCCGAGAGCGCCAUCUGCAGGAAGAAGUUUUGGUUCCAAGCGUUCUUUAUUAAUAACUUGGUUCAAGCUGAGGAGCAUUGCUUGGUGCAGACGUGGUUCCUAGCGGUGGAUAUGCAGCUGUAUAUCCUGGGCUCGGCUCUAACGCUGUAUCUGGCUUCUCGUCGCGACAUUGCCCUUAAAGUCCUGGGAGCACUUUUUGUAUCAUCAUUACUGCUCAACGCCGGACUGUCGUAUGCUUUUGAUUGGCAAGCUCUCGUGUACUUUGCUACGCCUGAGAACAUCCGCAAUAUGUACCUGAACGUCCCCUCGUUCUCCCGCCUGUACACGUCGCCGUGGGGCAGCCUGCCCGCUUGCUUCAUCGGUCUCUUCUUGGCACAUGUUCAUUUCGAACUUCAGGAGAAAGGACUUAAGAAGAGGGACAUUUCCUUUGUUGUGAACAUACUGUACCAGCUGGCUCCCCUGGUCCUGGUGUUCUGGGUGCUGUCGGGCACGUGGCUGCGCGAGUUCAGCACGCGCGGCUUCGUUGCGUUCUACGUGGCCCUUGAGCGAAUGGUCUUCAGCUGCUUCUGUGCUUUGAUACUCUUUGGAAUGUUCAAUGGAGGAUCGAAUAUGCUGAAGGAGUUUAGUGCGUGGCGCGGCUGGCACGCCAUGGGCCGCAUGUCUCUGUCGGUGCUGAUGCUGCACUGGUGUGUCAACACGAUAAUAGCACACUCUAGGCUGCAGCCGUCCACCACCACCGUUCUAGACGUGUUCGCAGAUUUUGCUGCGACGGGUUUCUACACGUAUUUGCUGGCCAUCCCUCUCACUCUUCUUGUGGAAAUGCCGAUCCAGAGGUUCAUAUCGGGACUCAUCUUGUGAUACAAUUUUAACUUUAAAAUACGCUUAAGAUUAGUAAAUGUUAAGUACAAUGUUAUGAAAGCAAACCCGAUGUAUUUAGACAUUUAAUUCAGAAUUUCCAUUUUUAGUCUCCGAAGUAAUAUUAUUUAUAGCCUGGUGGACAACACACUUUUUGGGUGCUGUGGUCUGGUUCGUCAGUAGCCUGAGCGGCGGGAUACUUCCUGUCUUAUUGUUGUAUUAUGAUUACUGUCAUUAGAUUCUUCUCGAUUGUGGUAGACAGGUGCAAUACGUGGGGGUGUCCCGCAAUGUGUCCCGAAAUGGGUAUUUCAAGCUGUAUCGUAGCUAUAAUCUCAACAAUGUAGAUCACGUUAAUAAUUGUAAACAAAUUAUCUAAGUCCUAUUUAGUAGUUUUAAACAAAAAUAAUGUAUUAAUAGUUUGAGUUAGGAUGAAAAUUCAGUAGGAAUAUGUUUCAAAAUAGCGCCUGACAUUAUCCGGAGGCGCGGAGUGAUUGUACUUUUUGUAAAUCGGUUUUCCUGCAGUGGCGUGACGUCACGACUAUACUGUCGCACGGGUCUUUGACGAGAUCCGUGAUGUCACAGAUUUGUGCUCAAGUAUGUAUUUGUAGUUAGUAGCAAUGGCGAUAUAAACGGUACCUAAUAUAUGUAUAUGUUUUAUUAAUCUUACAUUAGUAUUAUGACUUGAUAUUUAAGUUAUAUAUUUGCGAUUGAAUUAAAAAAGUUAUAAAUAAAAGUCGUUAUAUUA
Bombyx mori (domestic silkworm) is the source of this 3044-nucleotide messenger RNA. RefSeq names its product nose resistant to fluoxetine protein 6. The transcript is spliced from 12 exons. NCBI's taxonomy places the organism in Eukaryota, Metazoa, Arthropoda, Insecta, Lepidoptera, Bombycidae. Bases 467 to 2302 code for a protein of 611 amino acids. The record is from RefSeq and is a predicted model, not a curated record.